Messenger RNA from Mucor velutinosus, 228 nucleotides. RefSeq lists its product as uncharacterized. The coding region runs from base 1 to 228 and encodes 75 amino acids. The transcript has a single exon. The record is from RefSeq and is a predicted model, not a curated record. Lineage: Eukaryota; Fungi; Mucoromycota; Mucoromycetes; Mucorales; Mucoraceae.
AUGAAGCUUUCCUUUUCUCUUGCUAUACUCGUCGCUACAAUUGCUACUGUUGUCUCUGCUGACAGCAUUGAUGACAAGCCCAACAAAUGGUGUAUGAUCAAAGGUGGUAAAUGUGGUGAAGGCAUAAAAAAAUGCUGCCCUGGUCGUGUUUGUCUCCCCUCUCAAAAAGAAUCUGACCCUGCUGGCACUACAAGAUGUUAUAUUGGUGAAGAGGAAGAAGAUCAGUAA